Molecule: messenger RNA, 408 nt
Organism: Babesia bigemina
Lineage: Eukaryota; Apicomplexa; Aconoidasida; Piroplasmida; Babesiidae
Product: CGI-141 protein-like protein, putative
Exons: 1
Coding region: 1-408 (135 amino acids)
Biological process (GO): endoplasmic reticulum to Golgi vesicle-mediated transport; retrograde transport, endosome to Golgi
Source: RefSeq, a predicted model, not a curated record
AUGGAGCGCAACCUGCGCCUCGGCUUCGCGCUGCUCUGUCUGGGCUUCAUCACAGGAUGCAUCAGCAUUCUGCUGCUGUUUGACCCACUGUUCUUCAACGUGUCGAAUGUUUUCAUGGUGUCGGGGUUGUACUUCAUACUAGGAACCAGCAAAUUCAUCACAUUCUUCACCAGUUCAUACAGAGCCAAGGGAAGCGCAAUCUACUUCAUCGGGAUAUUUGUGGCGUUGAUAGGAUGGACGAAAAUUGGCUUUAUUCUGGAGACGUACGGGCUCUACGUCCUGUUCGGCGCUUUCCUGCCGAACGUUAUAUCGUACAUUAGGGUCACACCCUUCAGCUUUGUCCUCGACCUCCCUGUCGUAAAGAACGUCGUAGCGUAUGUACAGGAACCGUCAUCAUUGCCGCUUUGA